GUUGCGGAAGUGGAGACCGGUGGGCAGGCGUCUGAGACAGGGCAUGUGAAAGUUGUGGGACCAUAAUUUGUGACAUCGGAUGAUUUUUUUGGUACGCAGACAUUUAUGAUUCUGGAAAAUUAAGGCAGAUAGGAAGAUUAAGGCACAAACUACACCAUGGACAUAAAGCUGGACCCGUCCCAAGAUGACCUGCCUCUCCUGGCCAACACCAGCCACAUUCUCGUGAAGCACUACGUAGUGGAUGUAGAUGUGAAUUUCGAAAGUCAAGACAUUGAGGGCACCAUAGUGCUUUUCUUUGAGUCUGGAAACAGAUUCAAGAAACGGAGCAGUUCCACUGAAGAAACCUGCCAGUCGGAGUCAGACGAAGCCUGUGAAUUUAGAACGCCUGGACCCUGCCAUAUUCCCAUGACAAACACAGGGACCUCCUCAUCUAAAAUGGGAUAUAAUGAUUUUGCCAUCUGUGGUAAAGGUGAAAAAGAUACUUCUGAUGAAGAUGGUAACCAUGACAACCAGGAACUGGCUUCUGGGAUUUCUAGUUCAAAGUACUGUCGAGACCCAGGGAAUCCUGGGAGUGAGGGUUUUUUGCUGGUGUUGGACUGCUGUGAUUUAUCGGUGUUAAAGGUUGAAGAGGUGGAUGUUGCUGCUGUGCCAGGUAUUGAAAAAUUUACAAGGUCUCCCAAGCUCACAGUUGUUUCUGAGGAGCUCAGGAAUCAGAUUGUACGUGAACUAGUGACUCUGCCUGCAGAUCGUUGGAGGGAGCAGUUAGACUAUUAUGCUCGCUGCAGCCAGGCUCCUGGCUGCGGGGAACUCCUGUUUGCCACUGACACUUGGAGCUUACAGAUCAGGAAGACAGGGGCUCAGACAGCUGCUGAUUUUCCUCACGCCGUAAGGAUCUGGUACAAAACCAAACCCAAGGGGAGAUCAGUUACGUGGACCUCAGACCAGAGUGGCAGGCCAUGUGUUUAUACUAUGGGAUCCCCCAUAAACAACAGGGCCCUUUUUCCAUGCCAGGAGCCACCCGUUGCCAUGUCAACAUGGCAGGCCACAGUUCGAGCAGCUGCGUCUUUUGUUGUUUUAAUGAGUGGGGAAAAUUCUGCCAAGCCAACACAGCUUCGGGAAGGGUAUGCAAGCUGGCAUUACUACGUCACCAUGCCAAUGCCAGCCUCCACCUUCACAAUUGCAGUGGGAGCCUGGGAAGAAAUGAAGCCACCAUCCUGCUCAUCAGAUGAUCUAGCAACAGAGAGAGCAUCCCCAGCUUCCGAGACCAACUUCAGGUGUGCUGGCCCUUGCGGUCACGUGGACUACCCCUGCCGCUUCCAGGAUGCUUCUGCCACCUCCCAGGAGAUCAUUCCUUAUCGGGUCUUUGCCCCGGAGAGCCUCACGGGCAUCUGCCAAGAGACCCUCCUGCAGCUGAUCCCUCCCUGCCUCUCAGCAGCACAUUCCAUCCUGGGGACACACCCGUUCUCCAGGCUGGAUGUCCUCAUCGUCCCUGCCAACUUUCCAAGUCUGGGGAUGGCAAGCCCACACAUCAUCUUCCUCUCUCAGAGCACCGUGACGGGAGGGAGCCAUCUCUGUGGGACCCGUCUUUGCCACGAAAUUGCUCAUGCCUGGUUUGGCCUGGCCAUCGGGGCCCGCGACUGGACGGAGGAGUGGCUCAGUGAGGGGUUCGCCACUCACCUGGAAGAUGUGUUUUGGGCCGCAGCACAGCAGCAGCUGACCCCCACCGAGGCCCAGGAGCAGCUGGAGCUGAGGGCUUGCCUGCGAUGGCGGCGUCUGCAGGGCGAGGUGCAGAACUCGGCCGAGGAGAUGCAAGUGUUGAGACCUAACAAAGAGAAAACUGGCCAUGUGAGUGAGUCAGGUGCAUCUGUUAUCAAACAUGGACUCAAUCCAGAGAAGAUCUUCAUGCAGGUUCACUACUUAAAGGGCUAUUUCCUUCUACGGUUCCUUGCCAAAAGACUGGGAGAAGAGACUUACUUUUCAUUUUUAAGAAAAUUUGUGCACACAUUUCAUGGGCAGUUGAUUCUUUCCCAGGAUUUACUUCAAAUGCUGUUGGAGAACAUCCCAGAAGAAAAAAGGCUUGAGUUGUCUGUUGAAAACAUCUUCCACGACUGGCUUGAAAGUUCUGGAAUACCAGAGCCGCUGCAGAAGGAGCGCCAGGCCGGGGCGGAGUGCGGGCUCGCGCGGCAAGUGAGCGCCGAGGUCACGAAAUGGAUUCGAGUGAACCGGAGACCCAGAAAACGGAAACGAAGGGAGAACGAAGAGGUGUUUGAAAAGCUUCUUCCAGAUCAGCUCGUCUUGCUUUUGGAGCAGCUUUUGGAUCAGAAGACCCUGCAACCCCGAACUCUGCAAAGUCUUCAGAGAACCUACUACCUCGAGCAGCAGGAUGCAGAGGUUCGUCAUCGGUGGUGUGAACUCAUUGUGAAGCACAAGUACAGAGAUGCGUACAAACAUGUGGAGGCAUUCCUUCAGGAGGAUCAGAACAGCUGCGUUGGUUUCCCCUGAGUGCCACCCACUGCCAUCGUGAAAUCUCUGAAUUCUCUCCAGCACAGGCUAUGGCUCAGUGGUGCCAUGGUGCAGGUCAGAGUUUUCAGCGACCCUAAUUUAUGGUAAGUGUAAAGGUUAAAAGGGAGAGUGCAGUUGGCUGGAGCAGUCUGUCUGUACACCCACGACCCCGAGCCUCAUGUCCUUCCUAUGGGAGCUCCCUUUGCCACCUCCCAAGGGAGAUGAGUCCCUUCCAAGGAGCCCACAACCCUGCUGCUGCGUCCUGCAGGGGCCCCGUGUGGCACCUCCCUUUGCACGGUAGAGCCGUGGGGCUGACGGAAAGGAACCGGUUUCUAGUUGG
Molecule: messenger RNA, 2842 nt
Organism: Choloepus didactylus (southern two-toed sloth)
Lineage: Eukaryota; Metazoa; Chordata; Mammalia; Pilosa; Megalonychidae
Gene: AOPEP
Product: aminopeptidase O (putative)
Exons: 16
Coding region: 157-2502 (781 amino acids)
Cellular component (GO): nucleolus
Molecular function (GO): zinc ion binding; metalloaminopeptidase activity
Source: RefSeq, a predicted model, not a curated record